ACGUGUGUGUACGCGGUGAUAGUCUAUAUACACCCGACAGGCAGUGUUAAACCCCCAGGUACACUUACAAACACGUACAGGGACGAAGGAGGUGUAUGCUGACGGGCACUCAGAUUGAAAGUAUAACCACGGAUUCUAAGUUAUUGUAAUUAUGUAAAUAACAUUAAACCCUGUCCCAGCAUGAUCAUACAGCCAUUGUAGAGAGAAAAACCCCGACGGUGUGUCACUCAGGGCAUCCUACUGCACCAGGUAUGGUAUUCCACACCUGGUGUCAGCUCGCGAUCCAUGCACAGGUUGACGUUGUUGAAGAAGAUCAGCGAGCCGUGCUAACUACUGUGCAAUAUUAGACUGGUGACGACGAUAGGAUCUUACUCUACCUAUACACGUAUUGUAGCCACGCCAACGUAUCAUAUACAUAUCUCGUUCUAAAUCCCUCUGAUGAUUUACACAGGUACUCCAACAACAAUGGCCCGGGGCUGGGUACCAAGCGCAAUGAGUCGCCUUCUCUCGUGAAUUUAACAUUGAUUUUUGCAUUGUCUCGGGUACACAGACGCCCAAUCACGGAGAACAAUGCUCACCCAAGGCGUGGCGGGGAGGUGGUAUUAGGAACGGCCCAGGGUCAGACGAGACGAGCGAUAGUGUCGUCCAGCUAGCUCUAGAUUAACUUGAUUAGGUCAACGUUAGAGCAAUGACGAUAGCACAUUAACACAAGUAGUACUGUAUAUAGCAGGUAAAAAAACCUGCUAUAGGAUGUGAUUAUACAGUGAACGAUUGUUAUCGAAAAAUAAACUACAAAUAAGUGGACUAUUACACGAUAUCAAUAACGCAUUACUCGACAUAGGAACCUACAUCAAGUAUGUAGGUAGACGUUGUGUACUUAAAUAAUUCACACAGGGAAAUAAGUUGUCGGUGAUGGUUGAAAAUGUUGGAAAGGUACGUUAACGGAACCAACACAGUAACGCAUGAUCUUCAUUACGGAUUGGAUGUUGACAUAUUAAUGGGCUGAAGUCACAAUGUACCACAACACUCGGAUUAUUAUUGCUGUGAUGGCUUUUUGAAACAAGACUGUCCUCCAUCGCGUGUGCGAGACACCGACAAAGCAUGAACGAUGUGCAUACUUGACAAAAUGAUCCUGCAAAAUUACCUACUUAGAAGUUAGUGACCAUGUGAUGAUAUCACGCAACCCUGUUCGCACGUGUCCAAUAUGUGGUAGUUCAGACGUGAUUGACAUUAACCAUUGCUGACAAUCGUUUCUUCUAGUUACAUACGUCACGAUGGGGAUAUUCUUCGCUGUGUUCGGUAUGCUGAUAUACCUGAUAGAGACGGGUCUCCAGCUUCACGUGUGUUGGCGUCUUUGGGAAGUCUCGUCCGUACUGGCGGGAUUGAGCCUGUCCUACGUGCUCGGAUCUCUUGUGAUCGUGAAUAUCGUGUCGGCCGUUAUGGUUCUCCGCACCAUGGACUUCUCCGGGAAGACAUGCGGCAGAUGCCUUUGUGUUCUCCUCCACUCUUGUCAGCUGGGCCUGAUCUGGCGCUGCCUCAAAUUGCUCAUUCUUUACGACGAAUCCGACUGGAAGGAGUACCUGGGUUUGAGGCUCAUUCAUACAGCAUUACAGAGUUUACCUUUUGUCGUCACUUCCGGUUACUACAUGUUCACUUCUAACCUAUUCGACUCCGAGUCCGUGUUUUCGUUGUUUUUGUUCCUUGUAUCCAGUGCCAUAGCCUUAGCAACCUUUAAUCUUGGGAAGUAUUUAUUUGAUUCCGAGGAAUUCUUGGAAUGGAAAGCUCGAGCUCGGAAGCCCGUUGGAAUAUGUUUACUAGUGUUCGGAACGUUCCUUAUGCUGAUAUCAAGGUGUGGAUCAUUCAUCUUGUUCAUGUCGGUUUUCCAUUAUUGGAUUUUGGUGCCUAUAGGUGGCCAUUUCCUUGUGUAUAUUCUGAUAACCUCUAUUUACUCGGGGUAUACGAAUGGUUGUGGCGUGUGGAGUCAGAUAAAAAAUGGCCUCACCUCAUACCUGAACAUAUUUGACCUUGUCGAGAGGGAGUCCAGUAAGGUUAGUUGUAGGAAUGUGUUUUAUUACAGUGCUGUUGUCAUAGAAAACGUCACAAUGACAGCAGUUUGGAUGGUUGCAUUCGAUGGAGAUUAUUUAUUCAAAUUGUGUAUUGUUUCAUUAAUCAUCGUAAGUUUUAUAUUUGGAGUUAUUUUAAAGUCGUCAAGUUGUGGCUGUAUCCAUUGGGUCGAUUCAGACGAUCCUAUAUCAGUGGACACAAUGGAUCUAGCCUUAUACAUCACAAAACAGGCCAUAACGUCUCCGCAGACAAAUAAUCACAAUGCUGAUCACAGAUCACAUGACCAGAGCUACCUUGAAAACGGCAGCCACUUUCCAGAAUCUAUACAAAUUGAAGAUGGACAUCUGACAGGAUAUGACAAUGAAGGGUUUCAUAGUAUAUCAUCGCCGAAUUUAGACACUUCUUUGAAACACUCUAAUAAAAAGAGUUCCAAGAAGAAGAAAUCUGCAGAUGAUUCUUUAACUCAAUCUGAUAAAUCUCCAAGAAAAAUAGGGUUGACCGGAAGUAGUGGCGACGUGGCAUCCAGCAAUAGUAGAAAUACCAACACACUUAAUAUCAGUAGCCAAAGUAACCGACAGAGUAAAAAGGGCACAUUGCCUCCCGAUUAUCCUGACAACAGCCUGGCGUCGCCAGGGGGCACAGUGUUACCGCGGUCGUCUACCAAACACCGGAAGUCAACUAAUGGAGUGCAACACAUUCCGACACAGGGAACACUGUCGGAUAGAGGGGCUCCGAAACAAAGAGACAAUUUAUUGGUUAAACAAUUCUCAUUAAGGAAAACAAAAGAUAUUCCUUUAUUUCCUAAUGAAUGUAAUGGGAUCGAGGGGUCCAAAGCUUUUGGAUCUCCCAAAGCCAAGCACGUUCUGAGUAACUCCGUGGAGGAGUACGACCCGGACGAUUCGGAGUCGUCAGAUGACUCAGAGUACAUCAGCUACAGCUACUACUACGACACAGACUGGUCAACCAUGCUCUCCUUCGACUCCGAGGACGCCAAUACCUGGGCACAGCCUGUCUCUCUUGUCAACCUCCAUUCCUUGCCAAAAGAUAAAUCCUCAGCCACCCAAAGUGUUCAAACCUGGCUUAGCCAACUAGAGGAGUGGGAGCCGAUCAUAGAGCCACCAGAGGUGGCUGUAGAUGAAAUGCCGGACGUGCUCGACAAGACAUCCAGACAGUUACAGGACCAGUACGUUAGUUCAUCUCAUCACAGUGACACUUCACAUCGUAGUUCUAGUGUUUACGACAGUACGUAUCGACGUACACCUGUUGUAACUGGCAAAGUGCAAUCGCCUCAUCCUAACCGCUCCUAUAGGGGCAAAACUCAUCAUAAUAAUGUGUCUAGCAUUCCCGCCACAAGCUUUAUCAGUCAUAAUUUGAACAAACCAGACAGAAUUGGCCCCUCUUCAAGCGGGGCCAGCCGCCCACCCAUUCCCGCUCUUCCUAUGACGGGGCGAGGUACAAUGGUUGACAAUGGUGUGUUGUUAUGGCAACAUGAAGACACUGCCUCUCCAGAUUGUGUACAAGAAUCAAUGGUGUAGUAUACCUGUAUAUGAAAAAUGCAUUUUUUUUUAUUAAAAAAAUGAAAUUAUUAAAAUGAAAUACAAAUGCAAAUUUCGGUUGCUGUCUUGUGCAUACAACUGUAGGGCAGACCAUUUUAUGAUCACUGCAACUACAAAAUGAUUUGUUUUUACCUUGACCUUAUUCGUUUUGUCAUAUGUCGCGUCAUAUUCACUGUAUCUUACUUUAUACUUGGAUAUGCGUUCUACAUAAUCUGAAAAGUAAGGGAAAGUUAUUCUGUCCACUGCUCUCUUGCAGUACAUAUCCAAACCAGUAUGAAAGAUUGUCUGUAGACAUGUUUGUUCCCAAACUACCAU
Molecule: messenger RNA, 3935 nt
Organism: Mizuhopecten yessoensis (Yesso scallop)
Lineage: Eukaryota; Metazoa; Mollusca; Bivalvia; Pectinida; Pectinidae
Exons: 2
Coding region: 1275-3599 (774 amino acids)
Biological process (GO): engulfment of apoptotic cell; apoptotic process involved in development; phosphatidylserine exposure on apoptotic cell surface
Cellular component (GO): plasma membrane
Source: RefSeq, a predicted model, not a curated record